This is a messenger RNA of Lasiosphaeria miniovina, 834 nucleotides long. RefSeq lists its product as uncharacterized. Lineage: Eukaryota; Fungi; Ascomycota; Sordariomycetes; Sordariales; Lasiosphaeriaceae. The transcript has a single exon. Bases 209 to 502 code for a protein of 97 amino acids. The record is from RefSeq and is a predicted model, not a curated record.
GGCCUCUGCAGGCGUGUGGCCGCGGGUGUUGCGGGAGUGGGCGAGAUCGGUCUUGCGGGAGUGGGCGAGGUCGGUCUUGCGCGAGAGCAGGUAGCGCGCUGCCUACGGGCGGAUGAAGCGGGCGGCGCUGUAGAGGAGUGUGUUGCCGUCGGCGUCGGUGGCGGUCCAGAGCGGGUAACCUAGGUUCGCGGGGAGGGUCUGCUGGAGGAUGGUGGCUAGGGUUUGGUCUGGCGUGUUGGCCUCGUUAGCUAUGUGGUGGAAGAGCAUGGCUGGUGAUGGUGGCGGUGGUGCUGGUGCAGGGGCGGUCGGCAGGUUGUGGUCUUGCCGCCUGCCCAGCCCGGAGCGACGUUAUGCCGGCUCGACGCGGAUGUGUUCUGCGAGCAUUAGAUCGCCGCGGUCGAGCUCGUUGCCCCAGACGCCGCCAGAGAGUAUUAAAGGCUCGGCUUGGGCGGCAAAAAACCUAAUUGUCAACCUCGGGGCGCCUAAAUCAUGUUCGUAUUAAUCAAGAUCAACCUAUAACCACGAACUCCCACCCUCGAGUGACCAAACUACAUUACUCCGAGUGACCAAACUACAUUACUCCAGCGCGUACGACAGUCUUUCAUCGAUGGCGGCUUCUCAACUUGAUCCGCUGCCACCGAGUUGUGCCGGUUCCAACACUCAAUUUGGAGACGAUGGCACCAAGCCUCUGAUCUCUGGCGGUGAGGCUGAAAAAGACGACUUGCCAAAAUACGAAGAAGGCCCACAAGAGUUCCUAAGAGUUUGGCGGCACCCCCCCCGAAUCCAGCGAGGAAGAAUUGCGCGUCCUCGACACAAUGCUGGCCGAGAUGCAGG